This is a messenger RNA of Aspergillus clavatus NRRL 1, 1023 nucleotides long. Its product is annotated as autophagy-related protein 27. The coding region runs from base 1 to 1023 and encodes 340 amino acids. NCBI's taxonomy places the organism in Eukaryota, Fungi, Ascomycota, Eurotiomycetes, Eurotiales, Aspergillaceae. The transcript is spliced from 3 exons. The record is from RefSeq and is a predicted model, not a curated record.
AUGCGAAUACAAUCAAGUCUCUCCCCGUCAAUCCUCAUCUCCACCGUCCUCUCCGGCCUCGCCGCAGCGACAGGGAACUUCGACUGCAAACAAAUCAAUAUCAACGGCUACAAAUAUGAUCUCUCGCCGCUAGCGGGUGCGCACACGCUCUACCACGUCGAGUCCGCGGAGGGAUACACCACGAACACAACCUAUGUGCUCAACAUCUGCAAUAUUCUGGGGAAAUCCUCGAUCCGCGGGGAUAUGCGCUGUGGGACAUCGAAGAAUGUCUGCGGGUUUCGCCACGAAUUCACCGACGACGGUCUUGUGUCACACAGCCACGCCUUCCCCAUCGCUGGCCUCGACCCGCUCGGCCAAGGCACCAAGGAUUCCGAGAUCAAACGACUCAAGGAAAUGGAUUCCGCGCGCGAAGGCCUGCUGCUCAAACUGGCUGGCGGCGAGUACAGUGGCGAAGAGGACCUCGGCGACAAGAAGAAAAAGAAGAAGAAGGCCGCCGCGGUGAUCGAGUUUCAGUGUGACCCCGAUCGCUCUGGGCUGGAGGGGCUGGUGGCCAUUGACGACGAGCCGAGCACGGAGACACGGCUGCGGGCGCGUGAGGACAAGGAGGCCGACAAGGACAAGGACAAGGAGAAAGAGAAAGAGAAAGACCCCAAUGACGGGGCGGAUCCCUCGCACAGCCUGCAGUUCAAGAGCUUCGGGCUCGCGGACGACGAUAUGUACGUGCUCAGGCUGGACUGGCGGACGCGAUACGCGUGCGACAACUACCUCCGCGACAACAAGGGCGAUAGUUCCAGCGGCUGGGGGUUCUUCACCUGGCUGAUUAUCAUUGUCUUCCUCUGCGUCGCCGGGUACCUCAUUCUCGGCUCCUGGCUAAACUACAACCGCUACGGUGCCCGCGGCUGGGACCUCCUCCCGCACGGCGACACCCUGCGCGACAUCCCGUACAUCUUCAACGACUGGCUGCGCCGGGUCAUUAAUACCCUCCAGGGAAGCGGAUCGCGGGGCGGAUACAGUGCAGUUUGA